AAGCUGGCCUUGAACUCGUGCUCCCGCCCGCCUAGGCCUCCCGAUUGCUGGGAAUGCAAGGGGGUGCAACCACCGUGGCUGGGGUCGGUCCUUUUAAAAUGUGAUACCUUCCCUCCUCCUUGGUGACUGACAGCUGGAAGCUACACGACCCUGCUGCUGGUCCUGUGCAGCAGUGAACCCUGUGUCCUCAGUUACUCUCCAAGUUGCCUGCAGUAAAAAUGAGCCAAGGACAGACAUUAACCUGAGGUGGAAGAGGAAGUUCUGACCGGGACUAAUGCGCUGAACUGGGUGUUUUUGUCCAUCUGUGGAAACUUCCCUAUAAUUCAUUUUUCUUUGCUGCAGUAUUAAGAAUUAUCUUAAAUUGAAAAGAUAUGAAUGAAUAUCCUAAGAAAAGGAAAAGGAAGACUUUACACCCUUCUCGUUAUUCAGAUUCCUCUGGAAUAAGCAGAAUUGCAGAUGGAUUCAGUGGAAUUUUUUCUGAUCAUUGUUACAGUGUCUGUUCUAUGAGGCAGCCAGACUUCAAAUAUUUUGACAGCAAAGAUGAUGAUUCUGACCCUGAGACAUCACAUGACUUGCCCAAAUUCACAGAUGGAAUUAAGUCCAGAAACAGAAAUCAGAGCUACCUGGUUCCCAGUCCUGUGCUUAGAAUUCUAGAUCAUACUGCCUUUUCUACAGAAAAGUCUGCUGACGUUGAAACUUGUGAUGAAGAGUGUGACUCACCUGAGCCAGUCCAGCAGCAAACUCAGGAAGAGAGCCCCAUCGACGUCCACGCCGCCGAAGAUGUCCCAAUUGCGGUGGAGGUGCACGCCAUCUCGGAGGACUACGACGUAGAGGCAGAGAACAACUGCUCGGAAGGCCUCCCCGAGCACAGCGAGGAGGAGCCGCCAGCCAAGCUCUGUAAGAUUGUUGACAAGAGCCAAGCUCUGAACGUGACUGCCCAGCAGAAAUGGCCUCUGCUGAGAGCCAACAGCAGCGGCCUCUACAAGUGUGAACUGUGUGAAUUCAACAGUAAGUAUUUUUCUGACUUGAAGCAGCAUCUCAUCCUAAAGCAUAAACGUACCGACUCCAACGUGUGUCGAGUGUGCAAGGAACGUUUCUCCACCAACAUGCUUCUGAUUGAACACGCCAAGCUGCACGAAGAGGAUCCGUACAUCUGUAAGUACUGUGACUACAAGACGGUGAUCUUUGAGAAUCUCAGCCAGCACAUUGCCGACAUCCACUUCAGCGACCACCUGUACUGGUGCGAGCAGUGCGACGCGCAGUUCUCCUCCAGCAGCGAGCUCUACCUGCACUUCCAGGAGCACAGCUGCGACGAGCAGUACCUGUGUCAGUUCUGUGAGCAUGAGACCAGUGACCCUGAAGACUUGCACAGCCAUGUGGUGAACGAGCACGCGUGCAAGCUGAUAGAGCUCAGUGAUAAGUAUAACAGUGGCGGGCACGGACAGUACAGCCUCUUGAGCAAAAUCACCUUCGACAAGUGCAAGAACUUCUUCGUGUGCCAAGUGUGUGGUUUUCGGAGUAGACUCCACACAAAUGUUAACAGGCAUGUGGCUAUUGAGCACACUAAGAUAUUCCCCCAUGUUUGUGACGACUGUGGGAAGGGCUUUUCCAGCAUGCUAGAGUAUUGCAAGCAUUUAAAUUCACAUUUAUCUGAAGGGAUUUAUUUAUGUCAGUAUUGUGAAUAUUCAACAGGACAAAUCGAAGAUCUGAAAAUCCAUCUAGAUUUCAAGCAUUCGGCUGACUUGCCUCAUAAAUGUAGUGACUGCUUGAUGAGGUUUGGAAAUGAAAGAGAGCUCAUCAGCCACCUUACAGUCCACGAGACAGCUUGACUCUUGUUCUUUUUACACAAUGUUUAUGUCAAAUAAUAAAUGCAGAUUUUUUCGAGAUGUUAAACUGAUUUUAAAUACAAUUUAGGAGAUUUCCCUUUAACAAGUAAGACUGUUUUCUUGGCAUUGCUACAUUUUUCAGUAUAUAAUUAAACCUUAACUGUGGCAUUUCA
Messenger RNA from Jaculus jaculus (lesser Egyptian jerboa), 1999 nucleotides. RefSeq names its product zinc finger protein 639 (gene Znf639). Gene Ontology annotation, biological process: regulation of transcription by RNA polymerase II. Lineage: Eukaryota; Metazoa; Chordata; Mammalia; Rodentia; Dipodidae. The transcript has 8 exons. Bases 372 to 1829 code for a protein of 485 amino acids. Gene Ontology annotation, cellular component: nucleus. Gene Ontology annotation, molecular function: DNA-binding transcription factor activity, RNA polymerase II-specific; RNA polymerase II transcription regulatory region sequence-specific DNA binding. The record is from RefSeq and is a predicted model, not a curated record.